AUGAGCGGUGCCCCGGCGAAGCGACGUCGCCUCGACAGCGAGGAUGACGAAGACGAGUAUGUCGCAGUCCGUUCGACUUCCCCACUUCUCCAGCACGCCGCCUGCAUGCGCUUCCCGACGGACGAGAUAGCCACCCUGGAGGACGGAGAGGGAGCGAGCGACGUCGCGGAGACAUUAGCGAGCAGCAGGGUACCGGCUCCAGCGACAUGCCUCGAAGCUGACGACCCCGCUGACCUGGCGCGAAGCACAGCGGAUGCGCCGGCAGCAGGGCAUCUGAGUGCUGCCGAUGCACCCAAGCCACACUUGUUUUUUGAAGAGGACAAGGACGCUCCUGCCGAGUACAAGCGCCUGUUGUCUGCAGAGCUGUUGAACGUGCUCUUUGUGCCGCUUGACUACAUCUGCAAACAACGGAGCUGCACGGAUAAGCUGCUGUCUCAGUACGCGCCGAUGGCGACCGCGUCGCACGCGGCAGCAGAGCGUAAGUCGUACCACAACGCGUACGGGAUUGCGCCUGGGUUUCGCUGGGACGGCGUCGUGCGCGGACGUGGCCCCGUGGAUUGA
Molecule: messenger RNA, 561 nt
Organism: Leishmania mexicana MHOM/GT/2001/U1103
Lineage: Eukaryota; Euglenozoa; Kinetoplastea; Trypanosomatida; Trypanosomatidae
Exons: 1
Coding region: 1-561 (186 amino acids)
Source: RefSeq, a predicted model, not a curated record